Vicia villosa (hairy vetch) is the source of this 903-nucleotide messenger RNA. RefSeq lists its product as uncharacterized. The record is from RefSeq and is a predicted model, not a curated record. The transcript is spliced from 2 exons. Lineage: Eukaryota; Viridiplantae; Streptophyta; Magnoliopsida; Fabales; Fabaceae. Bases 38 to 715 code for a protein of 225 amino acids.
UUAUCAAUUCAACUUUCAUUAACUUUGAGCAAAAUCCAUGGCUGCUGUUACCACCACAUUGAAGCUGUCACUUUUCUUCACCUUCAUCUCAGUUUCAUUAUCGGCUAUUCCCCCAACAUGCAACCGCAUAGAGUGUCCCAAUUACGAUCUCAUACAAGCGGGAAAUGGCUAUGAAAUCCGGCGCUAUAAUUCAUCUCUUUGGAUUUCCACUCAACCCAUUCAAGAAAUUUCUCUUCAUGAAGCUACAAGAACCGGUUUCUUGAGUCUUUUUGACUAUAUUCAAGGUAAGAACAAGUACCAGGAAAAAAUAGAGAUGACAGCACCUGUUGUCUCAGAGGUUUUACCUAGUGAUGGACCCUUUUGCAAGUCUUCAUUUGUUAUAAGCUUUUAUGUACCUAAACAGAAACAAGCGAAUCCACCUCCUGCAAAGGGUCUUCAUGUUCAAAGAUGGAAACAUGUGUACGCAGCAGUUAGACAGUUUGGUGGAUUUGUCAAAAAUACAGACGUUGGCGAGGAAGCUGCAGCUUUGAAGGAAAGUAUUGCCGGUACUAAGUGGUCGUCUGCUAUUGAUCAAAGCCGUAGAGCUGGUCAUGCUUCGGUUUACUCUGUGGCUCAGUACAAUGACCCUUUAGAAUUUGAUAAUAGGGUGAAUGAGAUAUGGUUUUUGUUUGAUUUACCGGAGAAGAAAUUUACCGGAGUCGCUGAUUCCAGGUAGUGUGUAAGUUUUCAAUGUGAAAGCAAUAUGUCUAGUUUGCAACCUGAUGUGUUAGUUAAGAUAUCUUGUUGAAUUAAUAAAUAAAGUGCAGGCUCAAGUGUUUCACAAUGAUAUUCAGCUUGACUUUUUGUUCAUGUAAUGUUAAACUUGCACAAUAAAAUUAUAAGGAAUUGGUAUGGCUUUUGAAA